Molecule: messenger RNA, 1269 nt
Organism: Parnassius mnemosyne (clouded apollo)
Lineage: Eukaryota; Metazoa; Arthropoda; Insecta; Lepidoptera; Papilionidae
Source: the annotation of a GenBank genome assembly
AUGUGGCGAGUGUAUUUGUCUUUUCUUAUGCUAUUCAAAAUUACUUUAUCAAAUCCAACUCCAAAAAUUAGUGUUUUACAGCCGUAUGUGGAUAACCCUGCUGUUAAGUUAUUGCAAGAAUAUAUUCAGAUAGAUACGAGCCGUGAGGAAAACAUUGAAUGUGCUGUUAAUUUUUGGAAACGUCAAGCAGCUGACUUAGGUCUGCCGUUUAUGGUGUAUAGACCUUCAGGAAAACCUAUUUGUGUGAUUACAUGGACUGGUGCCAAUCCGAAACUUCCGAGUAUAAUUCUCAAUUCUCAUAUAGAUGUCGUCCCAGUUGAUGAGCAAGAAUGGACGUACCCGCCGUUUUCUGGAUAUAUUGAUAAAAAUGGUAACAUGUACGGUCGUGGCACACAAGAUACAAAAUCAGUCGCACUCCAUUACCUAGAAGCUAUUAGAAAACUUAAGGAAGAUAACGUUACAUUGCAAAGAACUUUACAUAUUACACUUAUGCCAGAUGAAGAAACCGGUGGAUUUAAUGGCAUGGUACCGUUUGUAGAGACAGAAGAAUUUCGGGCGUUAAAUCCUGGUUUUAUUUUCGACGAAGGAUUGUCGUAUCCUGAUGGUACUCUAUAUGCAACGUAUCAAGAUAAAAGAGCUUGGCAACUUAACUUAACGAUUCACGGCGCGGGAGGCCAUGGUUCUUCAUUUCCAGAUGGAAGUGCAAUGCAAAAGGUGCAGCAGUUAAUGGAUAUCACAACAAAAUUCAGGGAACAACAAAAGCAAAUUAUGGUUUCGAGAGAUGUUAAUGAUUUUGGAUCCUAUACUACCAUUAAUAUGAAUAUUAUCAAAGGAGGCGUCGUUCCGAAUAUCAUACCCAGUCGAGUCACCGUGGUUAUUGAUAUGAGACUAGCGGUUACGGCUGAGGUUCAUGAAGUGGAAGCUCUGAUACAAUCAUGGAUUGCGCAAGUGGGAAAUGAGACCGAAUUAUCAUUCAUUCGUAAAAUAGAUGUAUCAGAAGCGACAAUACUAGAUGACACAAAUCCUUACUGGGUGGCUGUAGUUGACGCUGUAAAAGAGAUGGACAUGAAGAUCAUGCCAAUCGUGUGUCCAGCUACAUCUGACAUGGUUAUCCUUAGGAAUCGAGGAUAUCCUGCUAUCGGAUUUGCUUACAGACCCUACACUGUGCCUCUUCUUCAUGCCGCUGAUGAAUAUUUAAAUGUAGCUACUUUUCUUAAAGGAAUUGAAGUGUAUGCUAUAAUUCUGAAAAAAGUUGGUAAUAUAUUGUAA